AUGGAUUCGAAGCAGAAAGCGGUAGCAAGCUUCGACAUAAUCAGGGCGGCUGUGGUCAGAAUUUGUCUUCUUGUCCACAUGUUGUUCAGUAUUUGGGCUGCGUCGUGUGUGGUUGGCAAGAAUGAAGUUUGGGUACUGGCCAUUUUCGCUGGUGUCCUGCUAGCUGAAGGCAUUUAUAACGCUGUUAAAAGGCGCGGUAGAGAGCCGAAAUGGUUCAGUUUCUGCAUCUUCAUCUUCCUCCUGGCGGUGGUGCCCACUAUUUGGAUGUUGAACCUUGACAUGAUCGAGUGCCUCGCCACUGAGAACUCCAACAGAACCCUUUGUAACGGCCUUCGAGAACAUUCUUACGUCUGCUCGCUGGUUUCCGUGAAAGACAUCUUUGACAGGAAGCCCAUGGUGUAUACGUUGGAGGAGAUAAUGCUGCUGAUGUUGAUAAUCGGAAGAUGGUUGCUGCCGAGAGGUUCAGUAAGUCUGGACCAACAUUCCCAGCUACUCUUCAUCUACUUCGGUCUCAGUUUCGACAUGUUGGAUCUGUUUAUCCUGUUUGAGGAGCAGGCAGUUUUGGAUAAACCAGAAAUGAAAUACGUAAUUCUGGUAAUAUGGACGGUUAGUUUAUUUCAAUUCACACUCGUCAAAACGGCCCUGAAGCGUAGGAAACCGAAACUGGACCCAAACUCAGCCAACGACCACCCGAUAACCAGGACCCUCAACAGAUGUUGCAUGUCUGAAAUUUGGACAAUAUCGUCAACAGUUCUGAUGCACGAUGGCCCCUAUCUCAUACUCCGUCUCCACUGUCUCAUCGGCCUCCGAAUUCUAAGCUACAACUUGCUCUUUUUCACGGUUAAAAACGCCCUGAUCAUUUUACUAGACGUUUAUAGAUUUUUCGUGUUACUGUUGAAAUGUAAGGACAAUGUUGAUGAGAACGACGGAAGGUCGGUGGAUCUGUCGGUGCACUCCAUCCCGAGACACAACUCUUCGGAGAAGGAUUUGAAAUAUCGAAGUAACGAUUCGCUAAGUGGGGCGAAUCGUAACAACAACAAUUUCUACAGUAACGGUAGUGAUGGGUAUGCUCCGAAUAACCGACAGAAAUCCGGUUUUCACCGAUCGAAACAAUCCCUCGACAGUACCGGCAUGAGUUCUCAGGAUUUUAAUUUUGUGUCGAAUGUUUAA
Molecule: messenger RNA, 1170 nt
Organism: Helobdella robusta
Lineage: Eukaryota; Metazoa; Annelida; Clitellata; Rhynchobdellida; Glossiphoniidae
Exons: 4
Coding region: 1-1170 (389 amino acids)
Source: RefSeq, a predicted model, not a curated record